Pocillopora meandrina is the source of this 7751-nucleotide messenger RNA. The record is from the annotation of a GenBank genome assembly. NCBI's taxonomy places the organism in Eukaryota, Metazoa, Cnidaria, Anthozoa, Scleractinia, Pocilloporidae.
AUGAAGAUUACCAUAGCCUUGAUAUUGCUAAUUACGGCCAAUUUCAUACGAGGUAAGUUUCGUAAAGAGCGAGUAAAACGCUGAAAAAAUCCGUGCGAAAUGGUAAAUGUCGCGUUUAGUCACUUACCCAGACCUUCCAGUUACAUUUACGAGACGUUUAAUUAAUACCCAAACCUCCCUCGUUUUUUCACUACUCCGCUACCGUCAAGACGUUUACUAUCGCGUUUCCUUUAGCUUACUGAACAUUUGUGUCCAGGCGAUACCGUUUUUAAUUUCAUGCUUAACAUAUGCAACUGGAGACUGAGAAUAACAUCAAUGAUCCGCGAAAAAGCAGCAAAGUUUGAUGUGAGGAACAAAAUGUAUAGAAGCAAAUUGAAGAGUCUAUGUUUUCAUCGGGGAAAAGAAUCUUGAACGCCAAUCUUAUCAGGCCUCAAAUGAGUCAGUUUAUUUUUAGAUAAACAGUUUUCUGCGCCUCUAGAUAAAAACCUAACCACUUUCUCUCCGUGUUAUAAUCAAUUCAAGGUCUUCCGGUUGAUCGGGAACUUUUACGAGUCAAAAGAAAAGGAGAGGGAGAGAUUGACAACAACGAAGAGACUUUCCACAGAGUGCGAAGAUCACAAGACGACUUAGAAAGUGAAAUUCGACGUAAAAGACGAUUCUUUGCCCCGAACACACCUGUACAAGAGACUGAGGACAGUUAUAAAACAAAAAUGGAAGCUAGAUCGUCUCGUUCAUCCCGCGAGGAUAGGGACAUCACGGCAAAACGACCCGAGAGAUUUCGUCUCCGAAUUAGAAAAAGAAGCCAAGACGGAAGUUCCAUACUCCGCGGCGAUACUCCCGGCUCCGGUUCUCUGCCAGGAUCGGGUUCUUCCGGGGCAGGGUUGUGGAUGGGACCACUGUUAGAGAAAAAGCGGAACGAUAAACGAAGCGCUGGUUCAAACUCGCUGGAUAAUCUUAUAGCUACGUUACGAGCGAUCAGUUCUCUAAGUCCUGAUGAAGAUGACAAUUCAGCGGAAGAAGUCAGAUCCUCUGGUUCAGGUCUGUGGCUUGCGCCUGAAAGUACAGUUGAUAAUAAACUGCCACAGUUUUUUCAGGAGGAGGCAGACUCUGGUAGCGGUGAAAACCCGGAGAAAGCUUUAAGGCUGCUGAGUGAAACAGCCCAGAGAGAGUUAAAGCAAAAAGCAAAUGAAGUUGGCAGUGGUGCGGAGCAGAGAGUACAAAAUGAUGACAAAAAGGAAACCGAGCAGCAGACUGGCGAGAGACUUUUUAGACGAGAAAUAGAGAGCGACGCGCCUGCAGAUGAUUUAAUUGCUGCUAAUGAGAAUCAGGAUAAAAGAGGCGACUCUGAACAGGAGGACAAUCCAGCCUCAUCUUCAGGAUCCGCUGAUGAUUGGCAAGAAAUCGAAGAUAAGGUUUCAGAACAACCAGAUGAAAAAGUUACGCGGUCGCUAACAGAAGCCUUACUUCCAGACGCGUAUUACCGCACAAAGAGGUCAUCUCAAGAAAAUGCGUUUCUGGUUUCAGACCACAGUCUCGGUGAAAAUGACGCUCUUAUUGGCGAUAGCCUCGUGGCGCGGUUUUACCGCGAUCAAGACGCAGUUUCCGAUGACGUCACAGAAACGUCGGUGACAUCCCUUCCUAGCGAGACCCAGUCCCUUUCAAGUCCCGAAACCCAAGAAAAACCUGUAACACGAGAACUGGAAAAUCAUAACUUUAGAGACUUCUCAGAACCAAGGGUUGUGUACACAAGGCAGAUUAGAGAAGCUCGAGAACCUAUCAUAGAAAGACCUGCCGUUUACUCACAAAUCGAAGACGAAGGUGAGAUGGAUUCCAGCUUCGGAGGCGAGGACGAUGACGACGACGAACCAACUUUAACGAUUCAUGAAAGAGAGAUUAGAGAAGACGGUAGGAUCAACAGUCUUCCUUCAAGUUUUACCUCAAAAAGUACAUUAAGUUCAAAGUAAAUCAUAUCAGACGGUCACAGUAUGGUAAUCUGGUCGAGAUAGUAUAUUUUGUCAGCCAAUCUUCUUUCAGUAUAACAGCAACAUCUACAAAUUAGAGAGCUUUUCGAUCUCAAAGAUAUAGAAAUGGUUUUGCAGUUUUCUAAUUUAAGUGGAGAUGGAAAUUGAAGUGAGUUAUUGAUCGCAUAGUUUCACUAUUUAAGCAACAUGCAAUCUGAUGUUUGUUUAAAGUAAGCUGGGCUGUUAAUUUUUAAGAACAAAACGUUAUUUUCUGCCCGUCGCAUGAGGCGACUUCAGUUUUUUAUUUUCCUCAUUCGUUCCAUAGAAUUCGUUUAAUCAGCAUGAAUCUGUAGACUCAAGGAUUUCAGUUUCAAAAUUUUUAACAGCUAACAGAAAAUGUAACCAUUUCCAAUUGCUAGGAUAUGUCGGCUGUUACGAGGACAAGGCUCCCGACCGAGAUCUUCCCUCCAUAGUCUCAGUUCCCAAACUGACUCCAGACUCAUGUCGUAGUGCAUGCCGGACAGCAGGUCACGCUUAUGCUGGAGUGCAGUAUGGGUAUUUGUGCAGGUGUGGCGAUUCGUACGGGAAGUACACAAAGGUUUCAGACGAAGAAUGUAAUACUCACUGUACUGGAGAUCAUGCUCAGAAAUGUGGAGGAUUCUGGAAAAGUGCAAUAUUCACGACUGGUAAGUUGGAGCUCUCUGAUCUCUAAACGACACUUGUAAAAGUUUGUCCUCAAGGACUGCCAGUGAAGGAAACAGUCUCGAAUCAUUUAUCAUACAAUUCGUGCAGACAUUUAUUUCGUGCGAUGACUUAGAGGCAACCGACAAAGGAGGGAAAAGUUCUCUCAAAUCAAUAAGCAAAAUUAUUCCUAUCAUAUCCACAGAGGUAAAGGCCUAGCUUUGACUAGCAUAAGCGUACUUAUGUCUAUGACCAGAUUUAUAGCAUUGUUUAAUUUUUCAUUUAUAUUGCGAAAAAUCAGUAAGUGAGAUUUUAUGACGUUGUAAUUCUCUUUUCCUUCCACAGCCGGAGCAAUGGAACCCACAAAGCGUGGAAACUUCUUUCACAUUGAAAGUGUUCGGCCUAUGACAGAAGAAGGUGCAUACUUUUCAGUUACAGUAUUCCACAUACGCAAUAGCUCGGUUGGGAUGUACAGCGCUUUUCGAAUGAGUGUCGCAAAACCAAAACCAAAGUAAUUACAACAGUCAAUCUCAGAGAAGAGAAGAAAAUAUCCUGAACAAUCAACGAAAGCCCAAAGUAAAAACAAACAAACCUUCUAAAGUGCGGGAAAACACGGGAGGCUAUGUGGUGAUUGGUAUUAACCCUUUGCACCCUAAUAUGAAUUUGCAUAUUCUCCAUACUGUUCGUCAUACAUUUCUUAAGGUGUUGACAAGGAGAAUUUGUUUAAAAAUCAAAGGCAUUUUUUAGUUGGUAAUCAUUUCCUUUAUUCUUGUAACCUUUAUGUGUGAUUCAGGGGAGAUAUUGCAAGGAGAAAUUAGAUGCUAGUCACUCUUAAGGGUGAAAGGGUUAACGGUGUAAUUUGGUUUUGUCGAAUUAGUUGAUAACGUAAACUGGCCUCCGUGAAGAGUUUCAAAGCAGACGUUUCGAGCGUUAGCCUUUCGUCAAAGCGAAUGAUUGGUUUUAGUUUUGCAUCCGAUUGGUUGAGAGAUUUGCGUGAUUUUUCCGGACCAAUCACAGAGCGAAGAAAAGCAAAUCCAAUUCAAUUCCGGAUUUCUUUCCAUGCUUAACUGAAAACGGUUCUGAUGAUAAUUCUUCUUUGUUUAGAUCUUUUUGACAUUCCUCGCAGCGACAUCGCUUCUGGUGGUGAAGCAGAGGCAGAGGAACAUCAGCAACCAAUAAUCACAGAAACCUUUCACUUGACAGCUUCAGAAUCCCCUGCGACUGAAGUAACGGCAGCUGAAGUGGUAACUACCCCACUCGAGUCGUCUGGUAAUUAUGUGCAGGAGAUACACAGAGAACCAUCUCUCCAAGAAUCCCCUGUGCAACCACUUCCCAUAGAGACAGCCCAGGAAGACAAUUCUUUAAACACGCAUGCGUCAGGCGAAGAGCACCCACAUGAGAAAGCAGACUCUACGCAUGCUACAGUAUCUGCUUCUACAGUUGAGCCCGAUUCUGCGCAUGCUGCAGAUAUCUUACCUUCGAUCGCAAUUUCUGAAGCUCCUCCUCAAGCUUUGACCCAAUCUGAACCCAAACCAUCCUCCGGUUCGCCUGCAAUAGCUACUCAACCGGUACCGAGUGUGGUUCAUCCUCAACACAAUGAAACGCCACAGGGUACCCACGGGAGUCGACUGAUUUACUUGCAUCAGCAACAGGAUAUUUUGUCAAAACCAACUCCAAAAACUAUCGUGGCAGUGGCUCCGGGAAAGCUCAAGGAAGGAAGUAAGUUGCUGAAAUUUUCAUACCAUCAUAUAUUCCUCUGGUUUAGAUAAUUAUAGUGAACUCUUGACAAGAAGAGUUGUGUUUUACCCUAGGCCAUGUCUUAACUUGAAAAUCAUAAUUUUUUUUUAUUCAAAUACUUUAAAUUUUAGCUGUCGUCUACACGGGAACAAUCAAGCUGAAACAAAGCUGGCUGGACCAGUUUGAAGAUGCCAACAGCGCAGAGUCAAAAAUAUUAACAGGAAAUAUCGAGCAAGCGGUAUGUGGUUAAGAAAUCAUAACAAAACAUUUAAAUCGCGAAAAUGCCUAACAAACUGGUGCAACGAGUAUUAGUUAAAAAGUACACGAAAAACUGUCUAUUUUUAUUUCAUUCUGAUAAUUGUGUAAACUUUUCAUCCUUUGUAAACCAAUAGAGUAUGUAUUUUUGUACGUUGAACUGAAAAAAUUUACUAAACAACAAAUUUUGUUUGACAGUUCAAGCGUGUGUUCAAGGAUGAUCCAAAAUUUGUCAAGGCCGAGGUUGUAGGAUUUAGGUAAGGAAUUUUCCAGGAAUCACAGAAUAUUAUGUACGAUUCGCAUUUUUCCAACGUUGCCUUAUUAGUUUAAUAGUUAAAGAUUCGCAAUCACUUAACAAGAAUUCCUUCAUGGGUGUUCCCUUGUCAAUUUAGAAGAAAAUCCCAACCUUUACCUUAGCAAAUUCCCCCAAAACCUGAUGUGCUGUUUGUAGGUUUGUGGGUAUAUAUGUGAACUUAAUUGACCACUUCAUGGGCUUUUCAGGGCCAAUGCGAAUAAAUCAAUAAAUGGGUGACUGAAAAAAAAAUAGUGUUUUAAAAUAUAAAGCACAGUCAAGGCGUUGAACUCGGGGAAACCGGGAAAAAUCCCAAUGAGUUGCAGGGUGGAGAGCUUGAACCCAGGACCACAUGAAUACAAGCCUAACAUCAAAACCACUAAGCCACACGGCCUGGUUAAUCAAUAAGGAGACCUUUUCGGGCAAAAGUCUUCGAAGACCAAAUUGUUUUUGUUGAUGCAGAUGACUUAACAAGAACUAUAUAGUGCUUAAAGAAAUUCUGCGGCAACAAGAAGCACUUUGCACAAUUUUCAUGAUUUGCUUCAAUAACGAAAUCUCCAGAAUAACUCAGUCUUAAAAUUCUAUGUUUCUCAAGGGAAGGCCUCGUGAAACACAACCCGAACACCAUACGUAAGGUGAUUGCACCGUUCAUUUUGACGUUCAAGAACGGCAUCCAAGGCAUCGAGGAGAAACUAAAGAACAUGGUACAGAAUGUGGGGAAACUUGAUGAUAUGCCUGUGUAUAAACAUUCACUCCAAUUGUCAGGUGAGGUGAAGAUUUAGGAAUAGAUAGCGAUACGAGAAAGGAAGGUUCACUUAGACACAGACUUAGAAUAACUGUGAAGUCGGCCGAGUGGGUGCAGAACCCAAAAAGGCUCAUUGACACGCAGUUUGCUCCCAGUCAGGAGACUACUGACGAGCUAAGCGACGAAGAUACGAUCACGUGGCUAAAGCAUUUUUACACCUUAGUGAUAAAAGAUUGUUUCUGGGUAGGCCAUGACACUUACUGCUCGUUGCAGACUUUAUCUCACACGUCUACUGAACGAUUACAUUAUGGCUUAUUGCACCGUAUUUAACUAAUCUCGUGGAAGGAGAUCGGUGAAAAAAAAUUCAAGUUUCAAACAUAAAUGUAUAAAUUGCUGUAUUUUUUAUUAUGUCCUUUCUUCCUUAUUUAUUAAUCUAAAGUAUUAACUCAUUUGCGUGUUUAUUAUUUUACAGAAUAUAGUCAUUCACCAGCUGUAGGAAAAGCACCGGAAACAAUGGACGAGGCAAGCAAAGUGGACCUCGUUGAGGAGGAUAGGAAGCGGAGUACUGUCAAUAUUCCAAGUAAGUAAUCACUUAACAGAAAUUCUUAUGGCACUUUUCAAUUGAGUGUCGUAAAACCAAAAUCAAAGUUAUAACAACGGCCAAUCAGAAGGCACAUACCAUUAACCUAAUGAGAAUUCAGAGUAAAACCGACCAAUAGGCCUAAAGCGCGGGAAAACGUGGGCGACCAAGUCGUGAUUGGUUUGAGUAUUGCAUCUGAUUGGUUGAGAGAAUGGCAUGAGUUUUCUGGACCAAUCAAAGCGCGAAGUAAAGCAAAAACAAAGCAAUCCCAGAUCACUUUGGACACUCAAUUGAAAAUUUUUCUACAUAACGGGAUAAAUUUAAUUCGAAGCCAACGCGAAAACAGUACAGCUAACUGUUCUUAACUAAUUUCGGGUAUUCGUUUCAAGAAAAAAAUACUAGGUCUUCACUUGCUACAGUCGUUUGCAAAAAAAUCGCUCCCUCAGUCUGCAGCUUUGCUAGGGGAUAAUUAACACUUCCCAAAACAUUGCCAACAAGGAAAAAAUUUCACGAAAUAAAUUAAACUGACAGAAUAAAUGACCUCAAGGGAGCUAUCUACAACACUCCACCCGAGGGAAGAGCUUUACAUGUAGUCGAAACCCGCCGUCUGAAACAGAAUGCAGAAAGACGUUUCUGAACAACCACAUGGAAUUAGACUUAAUUCACCUCGUCCUUCUUUUUCAGACGGUGGAGUUGAUCCUUUCCUUAAAGGAAUAUUUAGGCAGAUUUCGACGUGAGCUCUAGUUUAGGUUUCACUAUUUCAGGUAAGAUCUGUCAUCCACGUCGUGAAAAAAAAAAUAAAUAAAUAAAGUGUAUGCUGUAACGGUACUUGACACAACCAAAAUAAAUUGAUAUAUCAAAACAUACGAAUAAACAGACAAACUGCAAAUAGUUCGUCUGUGAAACUUUCAAGUUUGUCAGUUUUCGCAACGGAAAUAUCAUGAUUACCAUAACAGUGACAUGCGUCUCUUUAUUGAUCCUAGAGAAACCAUACACCUUACAGCUUUUUCUAAUGAAAGACUUCUUCGGAAAGAAGAAAAGAAACUCACAAUCAUUUACGGAAUAGAGAGACAAGCCGAGUGAAUUGAAAAAGAUCUAAAGUCGCCGCAGUUAAUUAUCAGUUGAAACUGUUAACGCCAGUCGCACCAAUAUAGCGUUAUUAGCAGUAGAGUAUACCUAAAAUAUCUGAGCUAAAUAUUUUUAACAAAUGGACAACUUUUCAAAAUGGCAUAAUUUGUUUAGUCAUCACAUAGCGCACCAAAGAAAUAAUCUUUUGGUUUUAUUAUUUGUAGAAAAGAUCACGAGAUAUCAGAUUUCAACGUUUAGUUUCCGGAGUUUUGAAGAUCGCGGAUAUACUCCACGCAUUCAGUUAGUAAAUCGGAGCGAAAUAGUAAACACUGCGAUAGGAGCGGAAACGAAGGAGGCUUGGAUCGAGUCGCGUUCACUUCGUGGCCCGACCCAAACCCGCUCUUCGUGUAGUAAAAUUUAAUUAUCUGACAG